Molecule: messenger RNA, 1481 nt
Organism: Telopea speciosissima
Lineage: Eukaryota; Viridiplantae; Streptophyta; Magnoliopsida; Proteales; Proteaceae
Product: pentatricopeptide repeat-containing protein At1g01970
Exons: 3
Coding region: 41-1303 (420 amino acids)
Molecular function (GO): protein binding
Source: RefSeq, a predicted model, not a curated record
UCUUUCCUUUUCCUCUAUCAGUUAUCAAAUUUAUUCGUUUAUGAGCUUCUCUGGUUGUUACAUGCAAUCUUACUCUUACCCAGUUAAGCCAUUAAUCUGUGUCAUUUGGAGAACCCAUCAUGACCCUCCGUGGAGGGUCUCAUUCCCUUGGAAACCCAGAACACUUAAGCCGGUUAAAUCCCCUAUACGGACAACAGUGGUUACUAUUAAUGGGAUAGAAACAGAAGAAGAUGGUGAUUUGAAAGAAGAGAGACCGAGGUUGAAGUGGGUUGAGGUAGGCCACAGCGCCACAGAAGAACAAAAGCAGGCGAUAUCUCAGCUCCCGCGGAAGAUGACCAAACGAUGUAAGGCCCUCAUGAGACAGAUCAUGUGUCUCUCUUCUCAAGAGAAAAAUCUAUCUCAGUUAUUGGACGCAUGGGUGAGAAUCAUGAGGCCCAGAAGAGCCGACUGGCUUUCAGUUCUUAAAGAAUUGAAGAGGAUGGAGCAUCCACUGCUAUUCGAGGUAACAGAACUUGCCCUCCCACAAGAAUCAUUUGAAGCCAAUGUUCGUGAUUACACCAAGAUAAUUGAUGGUUAUGGAAAGCAAAAUCGGUUGCAAGAUGCUGAAAAUGCUCUCCUAGCCAUGAAGAACAGAGGCUUGUCCUGUGAUCAGGUGACACUAACGGUUCUGAUUCACAUGUACAACAAGGCUGGUGAUCUUAAGCAGGCUGAAGCAACAUUCGAAGAGAUCAAGUUGCUGGGGGUGCCAGUUGAUAAAAGAGCUUAUGGAUCAAUGAUCAUGGCUUAUGUGAGAGCUGGAAUGACCAUGCAAGGAGAAAAUUUACUAAGAGAAAUGGAAGUUCAAGAAAUAUAUGCAGGAAAAGAAGUUUUUAAGGCAUUGUUAAGAGCUUACUCCAUGGUUGGUGAUACCAAAGGUGCUCAAAGAGUGUUUGAUGCUAUCCAGCUUGCUGGGAUGACCCCUGAUGUUAAGCUGUGUGCACUUCUCAUUAAUGCUUAUGUAGUGGCAGGUCAGAGUGACGACGCACGUAGUGUGUUUGAAAAUCUGAGGAGUGCUGGACUAGAGCCUAGCGAUAAAUGUGUAGCGUUGAUGUUGGCUGCUUAUGCAAAGGAGAACAGGCUUAAGAAGGCAAUGGACCUUCUCAUAGAUUUAGAAAGAGAUGGUGUUAUCAUUGGCAAAGAAGCAUCAGAGAUAUUGGCUGGGUGGUUUCGUAGGCUAGGGGUGGUUGGUGAGGUGGAGUUUGUAUUGAGAGAUUAUUCGAAGUUAGAUGUGAACAAACUGCCCUCUAGUUUCCUUAGAGCUUAGUUGAGUUGUUUACUCUGGGGCUCAUCCCCAUAAUAAAUCACUGUGCAAUGGGGCUAAUGGCAUAUGCAAGGAAUGAGACUUUCCAUGUACUAGUUUGGAGUUCUGGUCCAUGUAUAAAGAUAGCCCUUAUGAGUGACAAAAUCAUCCGUUAGACGGACACUGGUUUGAUUUUUUUCUC